Doryrhamphus excisus (bluestripe pipefish) is the source of this 5842-nucleotide messenger RNA. RefSeq names its product uveal autoantigen with coiled-coil domains and ankyrin repeats b (gene uacab). Lineage: Eukaryota; Metazoa; Chordata; Actinopteri; Syngnathiformes; Syngnathidae. The record is from RefSeq and is a predicted model, not a curated record. Gene Ontology annotation, molecular function: actin binding.
CUUCCAGUGUCCGUCCGGCCAAGAGGGGGGAGACACCAGAUAUCACAGACACCAUCGAGGAGGCCGAGGAAGGCCACUUUUUGAGGAUUUAGAGGAGCAGAAGACGUCUGCUGGGGGUUGACAAGCAGCCAGGCUGAGCUGACUUUACCCCCCGAGGAGGAGUCGCAGUUGCCGGCCAGGGCAGGUCCCAAGGCUGGCAGGGGCUGGCCCUACUGCUUCUCCACCUCCGUCCCUUCCUCCUCGUCCACUUUUCCUCAUCCUCCCUUGAAGAGCUGCUGCGCGGUAGUGCUGAACCUACAGGUUGAGCCUGUAGGCGACACGGGAAUGCUCAAAUAUUCCCCAAAUGUCCGAACACUCCAGAGGAGAAGCCUUCUUUAACAGGACCUCGUUGCCGUUUUUUCUUUUCGCACUCACUGGUUGAGUGCAUCGAGGAGAUUUGUGUACCCCCCCACCUCCUCCGUGUUUUUUUUUUUUCUUUUUUUAAACCGGAACGCUGGCGACCUUUUCGGUAGCACGGUGCAAGGACCAGCUCCACUCGCCCAAGAUGAGCCGCUGGCUGAAAUGCACCUCCAUGCACUUUAACACGGACUGGAACAAGUAUGACGAUCGGCUGAUGAAAGCGGUGGAACGCGGGGAGGUGGACAAGGCGGCCGCCGUCCUCAGCAAGAAGGGUGUAAUCCCCACCAAGCUGGAUGUGGAGGGACGGUCCGCGUUCCACCUGGCUGCAACGCGCGGACACUUGGAUUGUCUCAACCUCAUACUGUCGCACAACGCUGACGUCACGGCGACGGAUGCCACAGGUAAAAAUGCUCUCCAUCUGGCUGCAAGAAAUGGACAUUCACUGUGUGUGCAAAAGCUCCUUCAGCACAACUGUCCGGUUGGAAACGUGGACCUCCAAGGAAGGACGGCUCUCCAUGAUGCUGUCAUGGCGGGCUGCUCAUCCAGCGUGAAACUUCUCUGCGACAGCGGCGCUGCGGUCAACGCCAGCGACUUUGAUGGCAGGACUCCGCUGGUGCUGGCAACCCAGAUGUGCCAUCCACGCAUCUGUCAGCUUCUCGUUGAGCGAGGGGCUGAUAUCUCCGUCCGGGACAAACAAAACAAAACAGCGCUCAUCCUGGGUUGCGAGUACGGCUGCAAGGACGCGGUGGAAGUGCUGUUAAAGAACGGCGCCGACGUGAAGGAAGUGGACAGCUUGGGCCACGACGCCUUCCACUACGCUCGCCUCAGCAAGAACCAGGAGCUGGUGGCGUUGAUGAAGAUCUGCCUGGACAAGGCCAGCAGAGAUAAAGAGGCGGCAAAAAUAGAACAGUGGAAGCGACAGCAGUCGGUGGAGCGCUCAGACUCCAUGGAGUCAAACAGAAGGGAUCACAUCAUACAUGACUUGGAGAGGCAGAACGAGUCCCUGCAGGAAAGCCUGAGGAAAUCCCACCUGGAGCAGAGGGCUCUGCUGGAUAAGGUCAACGUGCUCCAACAGCAGCUCACUCAGGAAAAGAAAACGAUAGAAGACACCCACAAGGAGAAGGAGCAUUUAAAGGUGUUACUUAGCGCCAAAGAGCGAGAAGGGUCGCGAGGCUCGGAGACGGUCAAGGUCCAGCUGAAAAGCACCAUGGGGGAAUACAGCGGCCAGUCGGUGAUCAAAGGGAAGGAGAACUAUUUGGUGAAACAAGCUUACAGCUUGGAUUCGGAUCAGAAAGUGCAGAAUCCCGCCAUGUCGCGUUCACUCGCCAGACAGUCGGAGAAGGGUCUCCCCGGUGAGGCUGAUGUCGUCCGACAUGAGCUGGAGAUCCUCAGGAGGAAGCAGCAAGCGACCGAAGAGGACAGGGCACGACUUCAUUCUGCUCUGAGUCGAAAAACCCGAGAAUGCCAAGAACUGUUUCAGAGCAGAGAACUCAUCCAGAAACAGGCGGACCAGCAGGUCCAGGAGCUGGAGGAUGCCUUGGGGGACGUCCAGAAGAGGAUGCUGGACUCGGAGUGCAAGGUCAAGCAGCUGCAGGCCCACGUGGUUGCGGUGAAGGAGCACCUGGGAGGCCAGGCCACAGAGGAGCUGCGUGCCCAGCUUCAGGAUGUCAAGAGCAAGUACGAAGGAGCUUCUGCCGAGGUGGGCCGGGUUCGGAACCGCCUCAAACAGAGCGAGAAGGCCCUGGAGGAGUACAAGAACAGUGAAAGCCAGCUGGCCACGGAGGCUGAAAGGCUGAACGAAGCUCUCGGGGCUGUGAGCGCUCAGAGAGAUGAACUUGCAGACACAGUUCUGGAGAUGGAAACCCAGUUGAAGGAGGCCAAGUCCAAGCACGACGGCAUGGUGCCAGCCGAGAAGUUCGACAACAUGAAAAACCUGCUGACCAACGCCGUGGAUGAAAAGGAACGGCAGCUGGCCGAGCUGAGAGACGACUACGAUCGAGUCCUGGAGGAGGUGGCCGAGCUCCAUCGCAAGCUGGGUGGAACGGGGGUGGUGGUCUCAGAGGAACAGCAGAAGAUACAGGCUGCCCUGGAGGAGCAGAACGUCUCGCUGAAAAGGAAGCUCCAUGACGUCACGGCGAAGAGCCAGGCGCUCAUCCACGAGGUGGAGGACAGCGAGGAGGAGAGAGAGAUACUGCAGGAGAAGCUGGAGGAGCUGAACAGCAGACUCCAGACGGAAUUCGUACCCCUGAAGCAACACGAGGAAGCCCGGAUGAACAUGGUGUCCGCUGUGGAGGAACUGGAGGACAAGCUGGUGGAGGCCAGCGAACGUUACGGAAAAGCCGAGGCGCAGGUCCAGCAGCUUCAAACGGAGCGCGUGACGCUCCAGCAGAACGUCGACGCUCUGCAGGGCGCCGCCGAGAAGCAGCAGAGUGAAAUGGAGUCGCUGAGGAGGAAGCUGGAGACGCUCCAGACGAGGAGCGAAGACCGAGACCAGGAGCGUGAGCAGAGCCUGAAGAAGAGCACGGAGGGAGAAUUCGUGGCCAGGCAUCUGCACGAGAAGCUGAGGAUGGAGCUAACCGCCGCCCUGGAGAAGGUCAAGGCCGAGGCGGCGGAUCUGGAGUGCAGAGCUCAGGAAAGUGUCGAGGAAUUGAAGCAAGUGACGGAAGGGAAUGCCAAGUUACGGGACGAGUUGGAAGCGGUGUUGUCGGAGAGGGAACGCCACUACAUAAGCAUCCGGGAUCACAACAGGGUCACGGAAAGGUUGGCCGCUGCCGUGGCCGAAGCCGAGGACAAAGCAAACCGGCUAUCGCAGAUGCAGGAGACCGCCCGGGAGGAGAACGUGACGCUGACCCAGGAACUGGAAGCUCAGAAGAAGGAACUUGAUACCAUCCAGGAGGCCAUCCGGUCCAAGUUCAUCCCUGUGACGGCGGCCGAGGAGAAGGAGAACUCCUACAGCUGCCAAGUCAAGGAGAUGAAGGUGAAACUACGGGAGAUGGAGGACAAGUACAACCAAGAGAAGACUGACGGCGAGAACAACAAACUGGAGAAAGAGAAACUGAAAGUUGAGAUUGAAAGCGUUCAGCAAAGACUGGAGACGGCGCUCGCCGUUGGUGAGGAGCUCAGGGAGCGCGAGGAGGAGUUUCAGGGCCGCUACGAGGAGUUAUCCCUGAAGCUGGCCGGCCUGGAGGAGAAGCACGACAAGGUGCAGCUCGACAAAGCAGAGCUGGAAGACCAGAACGCUCUAUGCGACACGCAAAUCCAGAACCUCCAGGACCGUCUGAAGUCCGAGUUGACUCGGAUCGCGACGUACGACUCCGAGCUCAAGGCUCUCCAUGACGCCAUGCGCCAAGCCCAGGCGGACUGCAAGAGAGCACGGGAGGCUCAGCAGGUGGAGGUCCAAAAAGCGUGUGCCCUGCAGAAGGAGGUCCAGGAACUCCGCCGAGAACAGGCUUCUCUGCUGCAGGAACACGGCAAGGCCACGGAAGCCCUGGAGGCUGAAGUCGCCGAGCUCCGCGUGGCGCUCCGUGAAGAGGAGGAGACCAGCGGCCAGAGAGCGGAGGAUGUUUCGGCGCUGCAGUCCGAGCUCCUCCAAGCCACGCAGGCUCUGGAGGAGCGUCGCCACAAGGACGGCCAAAUGACCCAACUGAAGAAGGAGAAGCAGCUUCUCGAGGAGGAGGCCGCCGACCUCGGCACCAAGCUGCUGAGCGUGACAGAAGAAUGUCAGAAAGUCCACCGAGACGCCACCCAGGCAAGGGAGGGCGAGAGCCAAGCCCGGAAGGAGAUGGAGGCCGUCCACGAGAAGGGGCGGGCCAUCGAAAGAGAAAUCGGGGAGCUGAAGGAGCGCUACGAUGAGUCGCUCAGCACCAUCGGUGAUCUUCAGAGGAGAAUCCAGAUGUCGUCUCAGCUGACCGAAGCCAAAGACAAGAAGAUCACGGAGUUGUUGACGGACGUGGAGCGGCUGAAGCAAGCGCUGAACGGGUUGUCCCAGUUGGCGUACACCAGCAACAGUCCCAACAAACGCCAGACGCAGCACAUGGACGCCCUGCAGGUCCAGAUCAAGAACCUUCAACAACAGCUGGCUGAUGCUGAGAGGCAACACAGGGAGGUGGUGUCCAUCUACCGAACUCAUCUCCUCAGUGCGGCGCAGGGCCACAUGGACGAGGACGUCCAAGCCGCGUUGCUGCAGAUCAUCCGCAUGAGACAAGAGUUUGUGUGUUAAAAGCUUUCCUCAGCAUCACGCCAUGCCACCCGCAGAUCCAGGUCACCAUUCUCGGUAUCCUAUCACCCCCACCCCCCCCCCCCAGUCGGUCGGUCUUAGGCACACGCUUAUGAAAUCCUUUGCAGUCCGUCUAACUCGGGUACAACUCGAGCUGCGUCCGCGCUAGAACAGGUCUACAUGAAACUCCUCACCACUUCUCACAUUCCGACUUGAUUGACAGUCAAACCAUGUGGGCAUGCUGGCCUCUCCUCGUGACAACAAACGCUUGGUGUGCCUUUGGAAGUGCCAAACGCUGGAGACGCUCGUCUCCCCAAUAAAAGUCAGGAUAUCAUGAGAAACAAAACGCUGCCAUAUUUGGGAAAGUCGGCUGGGGACAAGGGUAUCAUGUUAUGACAAGUCGGAAUAUUACUAAAAAAAACAUGGAGAAAUUAACAAUAAUUAUUAUAAAAUAAGCAUUUUAUGAGAUGAAUGUUAAGUAACGUCAUUUUAGUAGCACAAAAUAUUAAAGAAAAUGUGUUAUGUUUUAAGUGGUAAUAUGAAAAACAAACAACAAAAGAAAGAAAGUUGUCAUUUUUGGAGAAGAAAUACUACGAGAAUAAAGUCAGAAAAAUGUCAGACGUCCAUCAGGAAUGCGGACGGUGGCUAUCGUGUGUGCUGGGUGGUGUGGGCUUAUGCUGGAUUUCCUUCCGUUUGCGGUGGCUGCUGGUCUCUGUGUUGAAACCCGAGUGUCCUCUAGUGGUCGGACUUGGCAGGCCAAGUUGGUAGAGUUUGUGAGGUCCCGUGGGGGGGAGGGGGGCGCACUCCCUGGAAGCUGAUGACUUUGGAAAGCCGAGACAGAAACUUGACUUUGAGAAUAUCACAGCUCCCCGUGACUGCACCCCCCCCCGGCCAUCUGAAUGUGUGUGUGUGUGUCUUGUGCCUUUUCACCCACUUUUUUCAUGGCUUUGUACUCGUUUGAUGACUGGACUAAAUAAAUAAGGUGUGACAGUUGCAACAUUCAGCAGGUCUGGAAGUAGAAGUAGAACGGCACAAAAGCUACCUUAUGUUGACUGAGAUGGCAUCCUAUCUCCCAAGAAUAGAGCACUCCUGUCUUUCACUUAACAAGUCACUUUUGAUACUUGGCCCGCGUCUUUGGAUUCUCUUCUCCUCCUCAACCAUCCGUGGCGACUCAAAUAUGAAAUAUUUGUCUUUGUCAGUCACUCCUGAAUCAAUAAAAGUGCCUAA